Messenger RNA from Bombus impatiens (common eastern bumble bee), 3168 nucleotides. It is a transcript of the gene eya, whose product is annotated as eyes absent homolog 4. The transcript has 9 exons. Gene Ontology annotation, cellular component: nucleus. Lineage: Eukaryota; Metazoa; Arthropoda; Insecta; Hymenoptera; Apidae. The record is from RefSeq and is a predicted model, not a curated record. Gene Ontology annotation, molecular function: protein tyrosine phosphatase activity. The coding region runs from base 646 to 2244 and encodes 532 amino acids. Gene Ontology annotation, biological process: negative regulation of extrinsic apoptotic signaling pathway in absence of ligand; cell differentiation; multicellular organism development.
UUUCGCAUGCUCAGAACUCCACAGGCUGCAGCAUAUCGCACACCGAGCCGAUGCCCUUCGCAGAGAAACAAUAGUGUUGACUGCGUCCGCGAUACGAGGAAUCCAUCAAAGAGCCUCGAACGAAAACCGCGUAUCGAGCCGACGUAACCUCGAAAAAGAUCAAUCUCUGCUAUUCGCUUCGACCCAUUGGCUCGAAACGUACAUCUGUGCCGGAUUCCAUGGUUUCACCCCUCGCGCGACGAACGUAUAAACCCAACCGAGAGAUGUUUUCUCGCGAGAUCGUCGGCCAAACUGUUUCAAUUGCGUUAUACUUGUAGUUUAUUCCAAGGAAUAAUCUUUUACAGAAGAUCCUUGUUGACCAAGCGGUUCUUUUACGUGUUGCUAGAAACGGUCGGUGAUAGUGCAUCCGUCGGUUGUCAUGAUGUUCUCGUGGUCGUGGAAAGUGCGAGAAAAGUGAGAAGUAGUGUGCUUAAACCCUAUCAAGUGCAUCGCGUACACACAUUUACGUACACACGACACAAGCGAAGGGAUGACGAUGCUACUAUCAGGAGGGAACCGAAUACAGCUUCCUUGAUCCACGAAUAUUCGCCGAGAAGCACCCUCGUUCUUGGUCCAGCUUAAACGCCGGAUACAAGGCGCAGUGAUAUGUUAACCGAGGACAAUGAUCCGACGAAACCAGCAGGCGUUUUAGACAAUGCUGGCAACGUGUCUUCGUCGACAGAGGCCUCGGUACAGCACCCUCGAGCCGCAAACAAUGAAACGGAAGUCAAGAACGAGGUGCAAGAUUGUCCCGAAAACGACAGCGUGCCCAGCGGGGAAUUAUACAUCGACGAGAAUGCCGAGGAAAAGGAACAAGAAUAUCCGGAUUCUAUGGAAAAGGCGGACUACAGUUCGUUGUACGGAGCCAAUCAAUAUUAUAACAGUCUGUACAACUCACCUCCCUACGGGACAACCACAGCCGGGAAAAACACCUCGGGCUUGCAAAGUUCUUAUCUGACCUCAUACACGACGCCCAGCUCCAUGUCUCAAUAUUCAUCUUACGCUACAUACAACAGCGGCACCACGAAUUUCCCCAACGUGGCUCAAAAUAUAUCACCGUCUUCACAGAAGCUAGAUUACAGCGCCUACAGUAGCAGUUUGUAUGGAAAUGACAGGGUACCAUUACAGUAUUCCGGAUAUUACCCCAUGCAUGGUUACCACACGACACCCGCUUCGUUUAACAUUGGAAACCUAAAUUUUGCUGAUUCGACAAAGUCUGCGCUCACGUUGGACGCAACAACUCACGAUGCCAGCGAUCUUACCGCACGAGAAACCGCAAACAUCGAAGGUAACACGAUUCGAGCGACAGCGAAACCUUGCAGACGCGGAAGACGCCAGAGCGGAAGUGGAAACAGUAUAGGUUCUGCGGAUACGACAGAAGCCGGUCCUGACCGGAUAUUCAUCUGGGACCUGGACGAAACCAUAGUUGUAUUUCACUCCUUGUUAACUGGGCAAUUUGCAACGAAGCACCGUAAGGAUCCGGUUCUUUUGGGCCAAGUGGCGUACAGGAUGGAAGAAAUGAUAUUCAAUUUGGCUGAUACUCACUUCUUUUUCAACGACGUCGAGGAUUGUGACCAAGUACACAUCGAUGAUGUAUCAUCAGAUGAUAAUGGGCAAGACCUGUCUUCUUACAAUUUUGCUAACGAUGGUUUCCAAUGCGCGUCUGCGAACAACGGUAUAUGUUUGGCUUCCGGUGUUAGAGGUGGAGUCGAUUGGAUGCGAAAAUUAGCCUUUCGCUAUCGAAAAAUUAAAGAGAUCUAUAAUAAUUAUCGAAACAAUGUCGGCGGUUUAUUGGGUGCUGCAAAACAAGAACAAUGGUUACAACUACGUUCUGAGAUUGAAGUGCUCACCGAUAACUGGUUAACGUCAGCUGUAAAAUGUUUAAGUCUCAUAAAUAAAAGAAGUGACUGCAUUAACAUUCUGGUUACUACCACGCAAUUAGUACCGGCUUUAUCUAAAGUACUGCUUUUUGGGAUUGGCGGAAUAUUUCCAAUCGAAAAUAUUUAUUCGGCCUCGAAAAUCGGAAAAGAGAGCUGCUUUGGAAGAGUAGUUGCGCGAUUUGGUCGAAGAUGCACAUAUGUGGUAAUAGGUGAUGACUCUGAUGAAGAAACGGCAGCACGUGCCCAUAAUUUCCCAUUUUGGAGAAUAAACAGUCACUCGGACACACAGUCGUUAUACAACGCCUUAGAAAUGGGAUUUCUUUAAGCAGAGGAUACGUUUAUAAAGCGAAUAGGUUUACGGGGGGAAGGAAAAUUUGGGAAAGUAUGUCCUAAACGAGAAACAUCUUACAAUUAGUCAUAACGGGGGCUUAUACAAGAUAUUUCUAUAUUCUUUACAAUCGAUAAUGAGAGUAUAAAAAAAGACGCUUUUAUCGAGUGAACCUUUUAAACAUUCCUAUUAUUUAUCGAUCGUAAUAUGUAAAUUGAGGAUCGGCUGUUCCUCUAAGAUCGCCAUACACGAUCAUCGAUCGUAAUCUAUUUGUCGAUCGUCAAAUGUGAUCGAUCGGAGCAGGGUCCACAGGUGAUAUACAAUGAAAGUAAAAGAAAGUAAUGAGACAAAAGUGAAAAUUAAAGAGUUAUAUAUAAUACGAAUAUUUCUAAUUAAUUACUGCACAGUCUCGACCAUAUAUAAAAAUUAAUUUGUUGCAAACUGCAAGUAUGUCUCGUGUACUUAAACGUGUUGCGUUUCUUGCUCUUACAAAUGUACGUAUAAAAACUAAACUGGUCGAAAAGAAAUUAGAUUCACAAGCAGGAUGCUGUUACACGUAACAUUCAUUAGUUAAUAUUUUGAUCGAUGUAUAUUUCGAAACAUUACGGAAAUUUUAUAUGAAUAUUGUGAUACGGUUUAAUCCAAUUAUUUAAUUAUAGCAUGAUAGCAGUAAAUGUAAUAAAGCAUGGUCAAACGGAUACUUUUUAACAGUAGUUUGUGAAAGAUAUAGUCACCGUUUUAUUAGUUACAUUAUAUAAAAAUAUUUGACUGAAAUAUCAUGCAUUCUUAACAUUAAUUUCUUCGUACAUAUUGAAUAUUAAUAAGAAUAUUUAGGUACCUAUGUUUUUUAAUUCUUCAUAUCGUGGCGUGGUUUAGAAACUUCUUUUUAUAAUUUCAAAACCUAUUCCGAAUUAUCUUUAA